CAGGAGGGAGUCCAGAAGCCAAGGUUGCCACAGUGUCUCGGCCAGCCUCACCAUGAACCUGGAGCCACCCAAGUCCGAUUUCCGGUCAGCCACCAGGGUGUUUGGAGGACCUGUCACCCCAAGGAAAGGGCCCCCCAAAUUUAAGCAGCGACAAACCAGGCAGUUCAAGAGCAAGCCCCCCAAGAAAGGCGUCCAAGGGUUUGGGGACGACAUUCCUGGAAUGGAAGGCCUGGGAACAGACAUCACUGUCAUCUGCCCUUGGGAGGCCUUCAACCACCUGGAGCUGCACGAGCUGGCCCAAUAUGGCAUCAUCUAGCGCCAUACAUUGCCCAAGGUCCCAAGACCCUCCCUGCUACUACUUGCUGCACUUUGAACCCUGCUCAGGAUUCCUGCAGAAGAGACCUCCCCACAGCCCAGAUCACACCUAGAUACCAGGGUGGGGCAUUGACCUCAGGCCUCUCCAGACACCAGUCCCAAGAGCCCACCACCUUCUACCAGGAUGCCCCCUUGGGGGCUGGCCAGGCCCUGCUCAA
Messenger RNA from Carlito syrichta (Philippine tarsier), 533 nucleotides. It is a transcript of the gene PDE6G, whose product is annotated as phosphodiesterase 6G. Bases 53 to 316 code for a protein of 87 amino acids. The record is from RefSeq and is a predicted model, not a curated record. Gene Ontology annotation, cellular component: photoreceptor outer segment membrane. Lineage: Eukaryota; Metazoa; Chordata; Mammalia; Primates; Tarsiidae. Gene Ontology annotation, molecular function: 3',5'-cyclic-nucleotide phosphodiesterase activity; cGMP binding. Gene Ontology annotation, biological process: visual perception; positive regulation of epidermal growth factor receptor signaling pathway; positive regulation of G protein-coupled receptor signaling pathway. The transcript is spliced from 3 exons.